Molecule: messenger RNA, 1071 nt
Organism: Cooperia oncophora
Lineage: Eukaryota; Metazoa; Nematoda; Chromadorea; Rhabditida; Trichostrongylidae
Source: the annotation of a GenBank genome assembly
GAAGACGUCGAGACCGAUUGGAUCGUACCCGGAGGUUCAUCUGGUGGGUCAGCUGUAGCUGUUCAAUUAGGAAUAGCUGAGAUGGGCCUUGGUUCUGAUACUGGUGGUUCUUCGAGAAAUCCGGCAGCUUUCAAUGGGUUAUUCGGUUUGAAACCCACCUAUGGAGUGCUAUCGCGACAUGGUUUGGUUCCACUGGUGAACUCUAUGGAUGCUCCGUCCAUAAUAUGUAGAAGUGCCAACGAAUGUUGGAAUUUUCUUGGUGCGUUAUUUUUCGGAUUAUUGGAUAUAACUUUCGAAAUGAAAGAAAAUAUGACUGGCAUUGAUCAGCAUGACUCCACCAGUGUUGAUUUACCCUCCACAAGUCAAAUAACCAGUGUGAAAGGCUUGCGGAUAGGAAUACCUAAGGAGUAUUAUAAUGAGUUCCUGUCGGAUGAAGCUUGGGCCGUCUGGAACCAUGCGGCCAAUGUGUUGCAGAAGCAAGGCGCUACAAUUGCGCAGGUUUCGCUACCACAUACAAAAUACUCGUUGCUGUGCUAUCAGGUCCUUUCUGCGGCAGAUAUUGUGUCCAAUAUGGCUCGCUAUGUUGGUAUAGGUUUUGGUCAUCGCUCGAAGAAUGAAACUUCGACUUUUGAUUUAUAUGCGUCUACGCGAAGUGAAUCACUGAAUAGUGUCGUAAAGGCGAGAAUUAUGGCUGGAAAUUAUUUUCUUAUGAGAGAGCACAGGAAAGAAUUCUACGAUCGCGCACUGAAAGUUCGUAAAGUUAUUGCGACAGAAAUGUAUGACGUUCUAAAGAAUGUGGAUUUGCUUUUAACGCCCACCGCGACAGGAGCUGCUCCUCGAUUCUCGGAUCAUUACAAAGGUUUCUACAAGCGCGAGGAUCAUGAUGACUUCUACACACAACCGGCUAAUCUUGCUGGAUUGCCUGCUAUUUCGGUCCCAGUUGGGUCCAGUACGGAUGGUUUACCUAUUGGAGUUCAACUGAUAGGCAAUCUACUGCAAGACAGACUUGUGUGCGAUGUCGCUCAGAUGUUGUACGACGCUGUUGAAAAGAGUGAAAGAGGCUUUGAAUAA